Messenger RNA from Panonychus citri (citrus red mite), 2327 nucleotides. Its product is annotated as rhotekin-like. The transcript is spliced from 6 exons. Lineage: Eukaryota; Metazoa; Arthropoda; Arachnida; Trombidiformes; Tetranychidae. Bases 248 to 1843 code for a protein of 531 amino acids. Gene Ontology annotation, cellular component: actomyosin contractile ring. The record is from RefSeq and is a predicted model, not a curated record. Gene Ontology annotation, biological process: septin ring organization; actomyosin contractile ring assembly; mitotic cytokinesis.
GUUUGAAUUUAUUAUUCACCUGAUCAACUUGAAGAAACUUUUACUAACGUUUUUUUAUUUUUUCACUUUAAAUGUGAAACUUGUUUUCUAUCAAAUUAAUUAAUUUACCUUUUUGAUUAGUUUUUUCUCACUUUUCUUAAAAUUAAUUAAAUGUGACAAUGGUGAUGAUCAACAAAAAUUAAGUUAACUAUUUGCUUGGAAACAACAAUUACACCGAGAACAAAUAAUUCCACCAGAAACUAAAACAAUGGCUUUUGAUCAAUACGAUUUAGAGCAAAAAAUUGACUAUGAAAUAAAGAUGAGAGAGGGAACAACAAAGUUACUCGCUGCCUGUAAACAUGAGAUACAGAGUCUGGAACCAGCGAAAUCAUUAAUUACAUCAAAUGAACGGAUGAACGCCUACACCAGUGAGCUACAAAGAAGAAAACAAGCAGAAUCAAUCACCAUAAAAUCAAGUAAACAAUUGAAACCCUGCAAAGCCAAAGUCGCCAUCUCAGAUAUUCGAAUGCCUUUACUAUGGAAGGACAGUGAUCACUUUAAGAACAAAGGAGACUAUCGGCGUUUCUCUGUUUUCUGCUUGAUAAAAUGUGGAACUGAAGUUUACGACACUGUUCUAGUUAACAAUAUUGAUCGAAGUGCGACCGAUAUCAAUUUCGAUGAUAUAAUUGUUCUCCGUCACAUUCCCCAUGACUUUGAGUUAAACUUCGAGGUUUACGGUCGAUUGAUGCACGAUGAUCUCAGUAUUGCCUCGACGCCGAAAAAGCUUAAAAAGAAAAUCUCUUCCUCAGUGAGUCGAACUUUCGGUCGAAAGUUAGGAGCCGCAAUUAAAGAGGAACUUAACGAACCUUAUCCUAAAUUUGAUCUAUUGGCCAAAGCAUUAUUAAGAUUGGAGGAUUCGGAUGAGUCCAUUUGUACAUAUGACUUGGAAUUGGUCAAGGAAUCUAAUCGCCAGUCACAGUUACCUUUAUUUGGCCUUUUCUGUUGUCGAUUAGCAGUUCAACCUUAUUGUCUAACAGAAGAGCGAUUGAGUAGCUACUUGAAGGGCGAUAUUGAAACUACAGAUGAAAAUAAUACCAUCACAACGACAACGACAACGCCAACAACAACGACAACAACAACGACGACAACGAUAACGACCACAACCUCGAGUGAUAAGAACAACAAAAAAGAGGAUAAAAAGAAGCCCAUGUAUUGGGCAUCACUUGAAGCUUUUAAACUCUGCCUUUGGCGAAAGAAACUUUCAUCAGUAAACACUGAACCAUUGGCUAAUCGACGAGCAGGUCAACCUACUCUAAUUAUUGACAUUAAUCAAUUUACCGUUUGCAGAAAAGGUUCAGAUUCAAAAUCAUUCACACUUAUUAACACCUUAAACUUUAAUGGUAAAGAGAGUAAAGUUAAACAUACACUUUACGUGCUGAACAAAGAGGAUCGAGAGGUUUGGUUGAAUGUGAUUGAUGUUCACAUUAAAGAGCAUCGAGUUUGGGGUAAAUCGGCAGAAACACUGAUGGAAAUUCCUGAAGCAUCCUCAUCAAUUCAAAUGCCCAGUUUUCUCAGUCAAAGACUUCCGGGUUCAUUAUAUGACCAAACACCUUUACCAGAUAAAUUGAUUAAAAACUAUUCUACUUCAUCGAGUCCCAAUUGUUCAACUUACGAUUUACGAUCAAAGAAAAGUUCAGCCACGGGAUCACUUCGAUCACGAAGCUCAAGCCUCUCAUCGGAAACCGAUAGUAGCUCAACAUCGACCGCACAAUUAGGGACAAAUUCCCGUUGGGCUAAUACAUUCUGUUCGGGAAUUGAUCUUUAUCGAACGGUACAAUUACCAAGGAUAACACCUUUCUAUUGACGCGAAAGUUAAUCAAUCAGAAAAUCAAUUGAAACAAAAAAUGGAAACAACAUUAAUCUCUAUUGAUUCUGUUAAAUAUUUCAUCAACAAUUAAUAUUGUCUAAUCGUUAAUUGUAAUGUUAUUGUUUCUAUUUUGCAAUUAAUAUUAUCAAUUAACUUUAUCAUUAAUGAAAAUGUUCAAUUCUUUGUUAUCUUUGUAACAUUUUCAAUCGCAAUUCCUUAAUUGUAAUAAUUAUAUCAUCUAUUGCCAAAAACUGAUUAACUAUUACAAUCCCUUUCUUUGUCUUUAUAUUAUUAUUAUAAAAUAAUUAAUGUAUCAACAAUCAACUCAUUUUUGUUUACUAAUUGUAAGGAUAAAACAAAAAUCAACAAGGCAUUCAAAUUGUAUCAUUCACGGAUUUACCAAUCAUAAUUAUUAUAACAAUUAACUUACCAUAAUUAUUGAUUAACGUGCCUUAUAUAUAAAUAACAAUUUAAAUUACUA